This is a messenger RNA of Scleropages formosus (Asian bonytongue), 1282 nucleotides long. RefSeq names its product Golgi SNAP receptor complex member 1-like. Gene Ontology annotation, cellular component: SNARE complex; Golgi membrane; Golgi medial cisterna. Gene Ontology annotation, biological process: inter-Golgi cisterna vesicle-mediated transport; endoplasmic reticulum to Golgi vesicle-mediated transport; vesicle fusion. NCBI's taxonomy places the organism in Eukaryota, Metazoa, Chordata, Actinopteri, Osteoglossiformes, Osteoglossidae. The coding region runs from base 26 to 844 and encodes 272 amino acids. The transcript has 9 exons. The record is from RefSeq and is a predicted model, not a curated record. Gene Ontology annotation, molecular function: SNAP receptor activity.
GCCGCCGUGACGUCAGACAACAAAGAUGGCGGGAGGAAACAGUAACUACUGGGAAGACCUGCGGAAACAGGCGAGGCAGCUGGAGACUGAGCUGGACUUGAAGCUGGUCUCCUUCAGUAAACUUUGCACGAGCUACGGUGCCUCCCACGAUGAUCACCGGGGACGUGGUUCAGACACCACACCUCUCCUCAGCAGCUCCAGCCAAGACAGGAUGCUCGAUACCCUUGGGGUUGAGAUUGAACAGCUCCUCGCAAAGCUCACAAGUGUCAAUGACAGGAUGGCAGAAUACACCAACACUCCAUCGGUGACAUCGCUGAAUGCCGCAGUGAUGCACACACUACAGAGACACAGAGACAUCCUCCAGGACUACACACACGAGUUCCAGAAAACCAAGGGCAAUUUCCUUGCAGUCCGGGAAAGAGAGGACCUGCUUGGGUCACUCAAGAAAGAAAUUGAGACAUACAAGAGCGGUACAGGGGUAAACAACAGAAGGACAGAGCUCUUCCUGAAGGAGAACGAGCAUCUGAGGAAACCGACUGAUCGACGACACCAUAAGCAUUGCCAUGGCAACCAAGGAGAACAUGACAUCACAGCGGGGGAUGCUGAAGUCCAUUCAGAGUCGGGUCAAUUCCCUGGCCAACCGAUUCCCAGCUGUCAACAGUCUCAUUCAACGAAUCAACUUGCGGAAGCGACGAGACUCUUUUGUUCUGGGAGGAGUCAUUGGCAUUUGCACCAUUCUCCUCCUCCUCUAUGCUUUUCACUAAUGUUGGGCAAGGAUCUGACAUUCCUUACAAAAUGGACCCAAGACUUGCAUGGUGGAGAGAUUUGCAGAAUAUGGGGCUGAGAUCCCCUAUUUUGUUCUGCACUUGGACUGGAUCAGGCCUACCCAUUUGUUUCACCCUGGAAGGAUUAGUACUGUGAAGAGGGAGAAGCAUCCUUCACCAAUCACCCAUCAUUUCAUUUGUUCCUUUCCAUGGAGACACACAUACAUGCAGUCAUGCAUGGUGUUUGGGAAAGUUGGGGACAUUAGGAAUCCUGGUCAUGAUCUGGGUCCAUGACAGCCUUCUUUUUGGUUUCUGUUUUCUCACAGGGUGCUAAGGUACAAUGGAGGGAUGGAAUUGGCAUUGAUUAUGGUGAUGAAUGGUAAUGGAGCCUAGGAUAAUGUAACAAGUGUAAAACUCACUGAAUUAACACUGACCUGUAUAACUUUGUGUCCUAUCUGAGGCCACCUUUACACUCCACCUCCUUGUGUGGGUGGUCCUCCUUCUUGAUGUGUGAUGGG